GAGGUCAUGGCUUGCAGGCCUGUCUAGAGCAGGAGUAUAGUAGAGAUGCUGCCAACUGCUGUUCUGCUGGUCUUGGCAGUGUCCGUGGUCGCCAAAGAAAACACCACGUGUGAUGGUCCCUGUGGGUUACGGUUCAGGCAGAGCUCGCAAGGGCCUGUCCGGAUUGUUGGUGGACAGCCUGUGCAGCAUGGCGCCUGGCCCUGGAUGGUCAGCCUCCAGAUCUUCAUGUCCCACAACAGCCGCAGGUACCAUGCAUGUGGAGGUACCCUGCUGAAUUCCAACUGGGUGCUUACAGCUGCUCACUGCUUCGAUAACAGAAAAAAAGUCUAUGACUGGAGACUGGUUUUCGGAGCACAGGAAAUUGAGUAUGGGAGCAAUAAGCCAGUGAAGGCACCUCUGCAGGAGAGAUAUGUGGAGAAAAUUGUCAUUCAUGAGAAAUACAACGUUGUGACAGAAGGGAAUGACAUUGCUCUCUUGAAGGUCACCCCUGCUGUCACCUGUGGGCGCUUCAUCGGGCCAGGGUGCCUGCCCCAUUUUAAGGCAGGCCCUCCCAAAGUUCCCCAGACCUGCUACGUGACCGGAUGGGGUUACAUAAAAGAGAACGCUCCCAGGCCAUCACCCAUCCUGCUGGAGGCACGUGUGGAUCUCCUCGACCUCGACCUGUGUAACUCAACCCAGUGGUACAAUGGGCGUGUCACGUCAACCAAUGUGUGUGCAGGGUAUCCUGCAGGCAAGAUUGAUACCUGCCAGGGGGACAGUGGUGGGCCUCUCAUGUGCAAAGACAGCGCAGACAGCCCGUUUGUGGUUGUGGGGAUCACAAGCUGGGGCGUGGGCUGCGCCCGUGCUAAGCGUCCUGGAAUCUACACGGCCACCUGGGACUACCUGGACUGGAUUGCUUCCAAGAUAGGACCAAACGCCUUGCACAUGAUUCAACCAGCCACGCCUCACCCCCCUACCACCCAUGCCUCCUCCUCUCACCUUCCCUCCUCCAAUCCUGCCUGGUACUUUGAAAACCCUCCUCAUGCUGCUCAAUCUUCCCACACUCACCCCUUUCGGCCUCAGCCCUAUCCACCUCAACACCCAUCCCAGCCUCUGCCACCACCGCCCUUAUCUCACACCAAACCUCCCAAAGCACUUUCCUUUGCCAAGCGCCUACAACAGCUUAUAGAGGCUCUGAGAGGGAGGCCUUAUUCUGUUGCCAAGAACUCUUACUACAUGGGGCCUACAGAGUACCCAGAGACAGUCCUCUCCUGA
Molecule: messenger RNA, 1254 nt
Organism: Dipodomys ordii (Ord's kangaroo rat)
Lineage: Eukaryota; Metazoa; Chordata; Mammalia; Rodentia; Heteromyidae
Gene: Acr
Product: acrosin
Exons: 5
Coding region: 46-1254 (402 amino acids)
Biological process (GO): proteolysis; acrosome reaction
Cellular component (GO): acrosomal vesicle
Molecular function (GO): serine-type endopeptidase activity
Source: RefSeq, a predicted model, not a curated record